UGUUGACCAUUGAAACGGUGUAAUCGAUAAUACUGAACAGCGGUCCUCUGCAGUCCAGCCGACAGCCGACAGGAAUCAAAAGGCCUAUCCCAUAGAUCUCCUUUUCUUAAGCAUGAUUCCCACAGCUGUCACUUUGUCCCGAGCCUCCACGACAGGAUGGAUUGGAUUAGGAGCAAUGGGCCAUCACAUGGCUAUCAACCUAUUCACAAAGACUCAUGCGGCACACCAGUCUAGCUCUUCAGGCACUCCAUCAGCAGCUCCAAGCUUUGUCAUCUGCGAACAGGACGAUGCGAGAGCGGACAAAUUCGUCACCGAUCUACGAAAUAAGGGAGGUGCAGAGCUGGCGCAAAGGGUGCAGAGAGCUGGAUCAGGGAAGGAGGUCGCCUCGCUCGCCUCGAGAAUUAUGACAAUGCUGCCUUCUACUCCUCAGGUCGAGAGCGUGUACCUGGAUCCCAGUACCGGCGUGGCAGCGGGGCUUCCCAAGGAUGAAGAAGCUCUGCAUUGUGAUGCCGACGCUGGUGCUUCUCGUCGUCCACAUACAAUCUUGAUCGACGGAACGACUCUUAACCCAACUGCGGCCAUGAAAGUCGCCAAGGAGAUUCACGAGAAGAGUGAAGGGGGAGCCGUCAUGCUGGAUGCUCCAGUAUCAGGAGGCAUUGUCGCUGCGGAGGCUGGAACUCUCACUAUAAUGUUUGGCUCUCCUUCGCCGCUAGCUACCGCUCUUGCGGUUCCCAUGUUACAGCGCAUGGCUAGGGAGGGUGGCGUUCUACCGUGUGGCGCCAAUGGUACUGGUGUCGGUGUCAAGGUCUGCAACAAUCUGAUAUUGGCCAUUAAUCAGAUCGCACUCGCAGAGGGGCUGGCAUUGGGCAAAUCCUUAGGCAUCGACCCACUGUUGCUACACAACGUAGUCAACUCGUCAUCCGGCCAAUCGUGGUCCUCGAGAGUCAAUUCUCCGCUCCCAGAGGUCCCGAAUAGCCCUGGGUCCAGAAACUACACCGGAGGAUUCCAGAGUCGUCUGAUGCUCAAGGACGUCGGACUUGCCCUUCAUGCUGCAUCCGAGUAUGCUCUUCCUACUCCCAUGACUUGGGCUGCAAGGGCUGUGUACGACUCUGUGUGCUCGGAGGGCCAGGGCGAAAUGGCCGGAAAGGACUUCAGUGUGGUUCUAGAGUGGCUUAGGACAAGGCAGAAGGAGGCGGUGGAAAGAGGAUGAAAGGAUGCUCCUCCUUCCCAGUAGAGUUCAAACGCCAAUAUUGCAUGGAGGG
Kockovaella imperatae is the source of this 1262-nucleotide messenger RNA. RefSeq names its product NAD-binding of NADP-dependent 3-hydroxyisobutyrate dehydrogenase-domain-containing protein. Gene Ontology annotation, molecular function: NAD binding; NADP binding; 3-hydroxyisobutyrate dehydrogenase activity. Gene Ontology annotation, cellular component: mitochondrion. The transcript has 8 exons. Gene Ontology annotation, biological process: L-valine catabolic process. Bases 113 to 1210 code for a protein of 365 amino acids. NCBI's taxonomy places the organism in Eukaryota, Fungi, Basidiomycota, Tremellomycetes, Tremellales, Cuniculitremaceae. The record is from RefSeq and is a predicted model, not a curated record.